AUGACUGCCACGGAUUCUGAACUAGAGCCUCUCGAUCCUGCAUAUGUGGCAGAUGUGCUUUCCAGACCUCCUUUUGUUCAGAUCCCAGGCGUGUGCAACGUUCGCGAUCUAGGUUCAUAUCCGACUGCGACUCCAGACGUAGUUACAAAGCCUGGUUAUGCCUAUCGUUCAGCAGAGCUCUCCAGUAUCACAGAAGAAGGUGCACGGAAAAUGGUCUCGCUUGGAAUUUUGACCGUCUUUGAUCUACGAUCAGAUCCGGAAAUGAAGAAAUAUAGCUCUCCGAUACCUACCAUUGAGGGUGUAGAGGUAGUCCCCACGCCUGUGUUCAAGAACGAGGAUUACAGUCCAGAAAAGCUCGCCAAGAAAUUUGAACUUUACGCAACUGGUACAACAGAGGCUUUCAUGAUCCUUUACUCCCAAAUACUAGAACAUGGCGGGCCUGCGUUUGGUACCAUUCUGCGCCAUGUUCGGGACAAACCAAACUCCCCUUUCAUCUUUCACUGCACCGCUGGGAAAGAUCGGACAGGAGUCAUCGCUGCCAUCCUUCUCAAGCUAGCAGGCGUGGACGAUCACUUUAUCUCACAAGAUUAUUCUCUUACACGAGUAGGGCGCGAACCAGACCGUGCAAAGGUCCUAGGAAGACUCUUGAAAGAGCCUAUGUUCGCUGCCAACUCUGAAGCUGCAAUGCGUAUGCUAACAUCUCGAUACGAGACCAUGCGAUCCUUCUUCAAUCUCUUAGAGAAGUAUGGCGGCGUAGAGACGUACGUCAAGACCUAUGCUGAGCUAACAGACGAAGACCUGAAAACCAUACGUUCGAACCUCGUCGUCACAUCAAAGUCUCGGAUGUAGAUAUCUUGAUCUCUUGCCACUUACCUCGCAUCAUAUGAACGCCCAUCACCACCACACAUCAUUGAUUUAUCAUGUUAUCCAUCAUUAAAGUAUCAUGUGCAUGCAAGUAUGUCCGCUGCAGGCCAAGCCAGUC
Suillus bovinus is the source of this 982-nucleotide messenger RNA. Its product is annotated as tyrosine phosphatase family-domain-containing protein. The record is from RefSeq and is a predicted model, not a curated record. Lineage: Eukaryota; Fungi; Basidiomycota; Agaricomycetes; Boletales; Suillaceae. The transcript has 7 exons. Gene Ontology annotation, molecular function: phosphoprotein phosphatase activity. Gene Ontology annotation, biological process: dephosphorylation. The coding region runs from base 1 to 849 and encodes 282 amino acids.